GUAAAUGGAUGGCCUCCAUUUCUAUAGACAUGAUAGAACAAAACGUCAACAUUUCAUCCUGAAAAAAAUAUAAACGUGGGUCAAAGAAGCCCCUUGAGAACACCGCAAUCGAUUUUAAAAGAAAGAGGAGUUAUGAUUUGAUAUAGGUUUAUGUGGAAUGAAGGAUAAAACUUUGAAGGUGCUUUCAGUAGAUCAUAGGUAAAACAAACUGUAAGGAGGAUUGUAGUACAAAUGGGCAAGUGUUUCUCCUGUGAAGAACCAAACCAUCCAGCUCAGAAUGGCCAACCACGCUCAUCGGAAUCUGUUCGAAACACUCAGUCUUAUCAUCGCGCCUCGCAACAAUCGACUCACAUGUCUGACACGAAAGCAACAGCACACAGUGCAUCUGUUGAGCGAAGUGAUUCAGAGAAACGAUCCGGCUACCAGUACCCUAAAUUACCUCCGAUUAGAAAAUCUAGUGGAGAUUCCAAACGUUUGUCCCUCACACUUAGGGACUACUCAGAGAGUAAAAUUAACUCCCUAUUUGAACAGUAUAAAGAGCCGGACGAGGACGUUAUUUUAGCAGAGGGAGUUGAGAGGUUUUGUUGUGAUCUUGACGUCAAACCUGAUGACUUUCGCAUUCUGGUGCUUGCUUGGAAGUUUCAAGCAGAUACAAUGUGUCGUUUUACUCGCCCUCAGUUUAUUUCCGGCUGCAAAUCACUGAAAGUUGACUCCAUUAAGGGAAUACAGUCCAAAUUCCCUGAUAUGUUACUGGAAGUACAAAACAAAGACGCUUUCAAAGAGUUUUAUAGGUGGACUUACAAGUUUGGUUUAGACGCUGAAAUCGGACAAAGAACUUUACCGGCCGACUUGGCUAGAGAUUUAUGGAAAUUGGUAUUCUCACAAACUGAACCUCAAAUUCUUAAAAGGUGGAUAUUCUUCCUUGAGCAACAUCCUUGUAUUCGCGGAGUGCCAAAAGACACUUGGGACAUGUUUCUGAACUUCACCGAAAUUGUCGGAGAAGAUUUGACCACUUAUGAUGAUACUGAGGCGUGGCCUAGUCUUUUUGAUGACUUUGUAGAAUAUGAAAAUGAUCGCCAAAAUCAGAAUAUUGAACCUAGCAAAGAAUGACAUAUUAGUGUAUUCUCAUGUCAAUAAUAGUACUGUAAUUCAUAUUCAUGAUGCUGAAAACAUGGUCUUAGCUCUGUAUAAAAGUGUCAAAACAUUCUGGAGUUGUCCACUAUAGUACAGGAAAAGUUGCAAUUCAUAUCCUAUCUAGGUCGACAAUGCUCUUGUAAUCCAUAAAAUUCUCCUUUUGUGUCCUUUAAAUUACCAGCACAGCACUUACGUUUGAUUUUUAUUGUAUAGAGACAUUUCUUUUUCUCAGAAAUAUCCUAGCCAUGUUUUCAGCACUCUUAGUCAUUAAAUUCAGCUGUGCUUUACUGACGACUGAUGUGUAUACAUGAAUUUUCUGCUUUACAGGUACAUGUAGAUAUAAUCUGCAGCAUUAUAAGUUGAUAUCAUUCAUGAAUGAUCUCGAUAUUUAAUCAUUCAAAAAUAUACAGUUUCAGACAUCAUUUUAUCAGACGUCAGUUUGAUGCAGUAGCGCUUGACAAAUGGGACAACCAGAAAAAGUAUGGUUCGACCACUUUGUUGUGCAGUUGUCUAUACAUGCAGGCAAACAGAAAUAAUUAUCGACAAUUAAAUCGUCCAUCAGUAUUUGUCAUUGCACAGUUGGUACAAAUUGUGGUUUAAUGAGCCUCUGGAAGGAUGCCGUCAGUCGGCAGUUGUUAUUGGAUAAUGACAUAAAUGGUGUCUAUAAAAGGGGUAUUGUUUGUGAAUGUGAGAAACAUCUUCGCACAGCAUUAUGUCAAUUUUUACCCUUUGGCUUUGAAUGACUCCAUCUUUGCAAGAUUUUUCACUGUCAUUGGAUAUGUUAUUUUAUUUAUUACAUGAAUCACUCGAUCGUUUUUGAUGAAAACAUAUCCAGUGUACAUUUUAUGCGAUGCAACAAGCACAUAUAUGUGCCGGGUGAGACUGAGAGUUCAGUUAACGAGUGCCAAAUUUCCAAAGUUUGUAAAAACUGCAGGUUGUCAAUGUCAUCCAACACAACAGGCAACACAGAACAGCCGACAGUGGUACAAACAGUUGACACGAUAGUACAUGUAGUAUGUUGAUUGUAUCAAUAUAUGUAUUUGUACAUGUACAUUGGAUGCUCGGAUGUGUUUUCAAAAAGGGACGGCAAAAAGUGAUGUCUCCUGUUCGUGGGGAGACUUUAAUUUCAUGACUGAGGAUGCAAGUUUUAAAAACAGGACAUGUAUAAAUCGUGUACAUGUGCUGCGUAAUCAUAUGCUAAAGUCUGCAAUUAUCUAUUAUUUUGCUUUUGUGCAAUGCUCAGGAGCUCUGUGUGAUCCAGCUGAUAUAUUUAUUACGUACGGUAUAAACAAUAACAACAGUAAAAGCUUCAAAUAACUUCUGCUGUGGCUAGUAUUAUUUAUAAUCAGAAAUUGCGAAGUCCAACCAGCAGACGAAGCAAUUACGAAUGGACUAUAAUGAAUAUGUCUAUUGAUUAUUUUGUGAUUUUCUGCGGCCUGUUCUUAUUUAGUUUCCGUGCCGUGUAUUGAUCUAAUUAAAUCAUCAGAGCUAAAAAUAGUGCAAUGGUUCAAGCAGAACAGCAAUCUAGAAUCAAGCCGAGUUUAAGUGGAAGUCACAUGUCUUGCUUUAUGUGUUGUCACAUGACUUGCUUCAUGUGUCACACAUCAAGUGGGAAAUGAAUAAAACCUUCAUUUCCUAUGUGAAGUCUACUUGCAUGUUGGUAUGUGUCACACUGAAAGUUCUUGUGUUAACCCCUGACUUGCGUGACACAUGAACUAUACAGUGUAGAACGUGAUAAUGUGACGUUUUUGUGAACUAAGACUUAUAAAUAGGAAAUCAGGCCAACAUGUCUUCUCAGUAAAUAUCAUAUUCUAAAACACCUUGAUGACAAAGAACCACAUUUUACAGUGCAUGAUGCACUAUGGGCCUACUGUGCCUUGGUUUGACUGUAGCGGUUAUGGUUGCCUCCAUUAAUGCUAGUGUUAAAGCAAAAUAUGGAAAAUACCAAUAAGCAGCCAAAUCACAUUACAUUGUUUUUAGUUUGAGGUGUUUUAGAAUAGAAAUUGAUACCUCCCUGCCGAUGUUGGUUGACUCACCAAACACCACUUUGGUGGAGCUGUUUGGUGAGACAACCAAUACCUCCAGUUCGGUAUCAUUGGCAAAAAUGCGUGUAGAGUCGGCACUGUUUAAAGUCCAGUUUAAGUUCCAAGUCCUUCUAAAGGAGGAGUCUGCUCAUCAAUUCCAAAUAGGGAUAGAGCAUAAAUUGCUACUGAUACAUCUGCAAUAUUUUUACUGGUUAUGUCCGUGAUCUGCUCUUGAUAUGGAGUAAUGGAUGCUAAAAGCACAAUCUAGUCACCUGUACAUUUUGUACUUUAUCCAUUUGUGUGUAACUUGACAUAUGGAACAUACGCUUCUCUAUGUUUUAGGUGUCUGUUAUUUGGCCGAGUUGCAUCUUGUCGGGAUCUUUUAUGUAGAUGUUGUAAUAUUAUAUCACGGAUAAU
Lineus longissimus is the source of this 3575-nucleotide messenger RNA. Its product is annotated as DCN1-like protein 3. The record is from RefSeq and is a predicted model, not a curated record. Lineage: Eukaryota; Metazoa; Nemertea; Pilidiophora; Heteronemertea; Lineidae. Gene Ontology annotation, molecular function: ubiquitin-like protein binding; cullin family protein binding; ubiquitin conjugating enzyme binding. The transcript has 2 exons. Gene Ontology annotation, cellular component: ubiquitin ligase complex. Bases 232 to 1110 code for a protein of 292 amino acids. Gene Ontology annotation, biological process: protein neddylation.